Messenger RNA from Thlaspi arvense, 1113 nucleotides. The record is from the annotation of a GenBank genome assembly. Lineage: Eukaryota; Viridiplantae; Streptophyta; Magnoliopsida; Brassicales; Brassicaceae.
AAUUGAUUAUAAAGCAAUGAAUGCUCGUGGAUUAUGUUCCUCAUUCUUCUCCGCAAAAAUAGGAAGAAAUUAAAAGUUAGAAAAAAUCAACAUUUUUCCCAUUCUUUUGUGAGUUUGAGAUUCUGUUCUCUCUCGUGGAUUUGUUAAUUCGGUAAAAUGUGUGUUUCAAAGAUGAAGAUGAUACGCCAUGAGCAUGUUUCUUACUAACCCCCAAUAAACGAGAAGAGGGCUUUUCAAGAACGUAGCAGACGCAUUCUCUCGAUCCUCUGAUUCUUUUGAUUUUGUGACGAAAUCUUUUCGCGUAGAUUCAUCAAUGUCGGUUCUUUCAUCUCGGACAGGAAGAGAUCGUCAACGUUACGACAACAAUUUCCGUCUCGUUUCUGGAUGCAUUCCGUAUAGGCUGAUUAAAGAUGAGGAAACUGAAGAAGACACAACAAGUGUUGACUUUGUCAACAAACUUGAAGUUCUUAUGGUUUCAUCUCCUAAUCGUCAUGAUCUUGUCUUCCCAAAGGGAGGAUGGGAAGAUGAUGAGACUGUUCUUGAAGCUGCUUCUCGUGAAGCCAUGGAAGAAGCAGGAGUUAAAGGAAUACUUAGAGAAGUCCCUUUAGGAGUUUGGGAAUUUAGAAGCAAAAGUAGCAGCUUGGAAGAUGAAUGUUUUGGUGGAUGCAAAGGAUAUAUGUUUGCAUUAGAUGUAACCGAAGAACUUGAGGAUUGGCCAGAACGAGAGAAUCGCGAGAGGAAAUGGUUGAAUGUUAAAGAAGCAUUGGAGCUGUGUCGGUAUGAGUGGAUGCAGAGAGCACUUGAAGAGUUUUUGAGGGUAAUGGAAGAAGAAGAAGAAGGAAAACUGAGAACAGAGGAGGAAGAGACGGUGCAGGAUUCUUCAAAUAAGCUAGAGGAGUGUCAAAUAGAUCCUUGGCACUGUUUUGUAGUUAAUUAGUUUUUCUAUUAGCUUUUGGAUUCUAUUAAAAAAUGAGAAGCAUAACGACUUCAGACACAUGUGAUAUAAUCCUGAUAUCAUUGUCUGUUCUAUCUCUAGAUAUGCAAUUUGGACACCAAAUGGAAGAAGACAAAAAUAAAUGAACUAAUCACACACAGUUCAAUGCUUAAUGAUUG